Molecule: messenger RNA, 3174 nt
Organism: Glycine soja
Lineage: Eukaryota; Viridiplantae; Streptophyta; Magnoliopsida; Fabales; Fabaceae
Product: linoleate 13S-lipoxygenase 3-1, chloroplastic-like
Exons: 9
Coding region: 109-2841 (910 amino acids)
Biological process (GO): lipid oxidation
Molecular function (GO): metal ion binding; oxidoreductase activity, acting on single donors with incorporation of molecular oxygen, incorporation of two atoms of oxygen; protein binding
Source: RefSeq, a predicted model, not a curated record
CCCAAUUAACACUCGCUUAUUCAAGUUAUCACUUUCCUGAAUUGAGUGUAACAGGAUCAUUUUUUUGUUAUCUUAUAUAAAGGUCCACAAGGAAGGUAUUGUACUGAGAUGACUGAGACAAGGGUUAAUACUCUCAUGGUCACGAGUUCCGGCAAUUAUGGCAUGUUGCACAACAACAAAAUUCAUUUGAAUUGCCAAUUCCUUGGUCUCGGGCAUUCCAUCAAGGAACAUGGUAGGUUUGGGUUAGUGUGCUCUUCAUCACUUAGUGGUGGUGGUAAUAAGAUGAAACUUAGAGUGAAGAAGAAGGGGAAGCAAAGUUCUUCACCAACCAUGAUGGUAGCUCUCAAUGAGGGUCAUGAGGCCAUCUCUGAGGAGUCCACUACCGUGAAGCUCUUGGCUCUGGUGGCUGUGAGGAAUAGUAAAGAUAAUAACAAGGUGUUUGCAAAUGAGAUAGUGAAUAACCUUCUAACCAUUUUCUGGCCUCAAAACCAGACCAAAGGUGUUGUUCUUCAACUUGUUAGCACACAGCUUGAUCCCAGGAGAAUGGAAGCAAAGUUGAGCAAGAAAACCGUUUUGGAGUUAUCCGAAGACCAUAAAGUUGAUGAGAAGGGAAGAAUCAGCACCUAUAAAGUUGAAUUCAUUGUGGACUCUGAUUUUGGGAUCCCUGGUGCUGUUACCGUGGUUAACGGCUUUGACAAUGAGUUCUUCUUGGAAAGCAUAACCAUGGCACAAAAUGUUCAUUUUGCUUGCAAAUCUUGGGUUCAACCAAACAAGCUUGACCCAGAGAAGAGAAUUUUCUUCGUUAACAAGGUGUAUCUACCCUGUGAAACACCAAUUGGGGUGAAAGAACUAAGAGAAAAGGAACUGAAACAGCUAAGGGGUGAUGGAUGGGGACUUAGGGUAUCUUCUGAUAGAAUCUAUGACUAUGAUGUAUACAAUGAUUUGGGUGAUUCAGACAAAGGAGAUAGGUUUGCAAGGCCAACACUGGGUGGUCAACACAACCCUUACCCCACACGUUGCCGCACUGGACGACCACCAUCUACCGUUGAUACGAAAAUGGAGUCACGACCGAGUGAUGAAUCAGAGUUAAUAUACGUUCCUAGAGAUGAAGAACUGGGGGACAUAAAGCAAGAAGUCAUUGAUCAAGGAAAAUUGAUGGCAAUGCUUAAGAAUAUUAUGCCUGCGUUAGUAGAUAAAAUCAUGGGCAAUGAAGGAGUUUUCAACAUUGAUUACUUUAUUAAAGAAUCAGGGCAAUCUAUUAUGUUCAACUUGGGAGGUGCCGUACAGGAAUUUUUUAAAUUCGAUCCUCCAAAAACAUUUUCAAGGGAAAAAUCACAUUUCUUACUGGAUGAUGAAUUUGGGCGUCAAGUGCUUGCUGCGUUCCCUCUAGGUAUUGAAAGGCUAAAGGUUUUCCCUCCCGCGAGCAAAUUGGAUCCCUCUAAAUAUGGUUCAGUAGAAUCAGCUUUGAAAGAAGAACACAUUAUAGGCCAUAUUGAAGGGAUGUCAAUUCAACAGGCAUUGGAAGAGAAUAAGUUGUUCAUGCUGGACUAUCACGAUGCUUACCUUCCAUUCCUUGAUCGCAUUAAUGCUCUUGAAGAGAGAAAAGCUUAUGCAACGACCACAAUUUUGUUCCUCACCAAAAUGGGAACUCUUAAGCCUAUUGCUAUCCAGCUUGCUCUUCCAACUGGGAAUCCAAAUACUUCAUCCAAGCAAGUUCUCACUCCUCCCAAAGAUGCCACCUCUAAAUGGCUCUGGCAACUUGGCAAAGCACAUGUUUGCUCCAAUGAUGCUGGUGUUCAUACACUUGUGCACCACUGGUUACGUAUACAUGCUUGCAUGGAACCGUUGAUAAUUGCAACUCAUCGGCAAUUGAGUGUGAUGCAUCCUAUAUUCAAGCUUCUGCAUCCGCAUAUGCGAUACACACUCAAGACAAAUGCAAUAGCACGUCAGACACUCAUCAAUGCUGAAGGUACCAUUGAGACAGACCACACUCCAGGGAGAUACUGUAUGCAAUUUAGCUCAGCUGCCUAUAAAGAUUGGUGGCGGUUUGACAUGGAAGGUUUUCCUGCGGAUCUCAUAAGAAGAGGUUUAGCAGUUCCAGAUGCAACCCAACCUCACGGCAUUAGACUACUUAUUGAAGACUACCCUUAUGCAGCUGAUGGACUCCUCAUAUGGUCCAGCAUAAAGAAGUUGGUCAGGACCUAUGUCAACCAUUACUAUAAAAAUUCCAAUGCCGUUUCUUCUGACAACGAACUCCAAUCUUGGUACAGAGAAUUCAUCAAUCUCGGACACCCUGAUCAUAAAAAUGCUAGUUGGUGGCCUAAACUUGACAUCCCUGAGGAUCUCACCUCCAUGCUUACCACUGUUAUUUGGCUUGUAUCAGCACAACAUGCUGUCUUGAACUUUGGUCAAUACCCAUAUGGUGGGUACGUUCCAAUCCGUCCACCACUAAUGCGAAAACUAAUUCCCAAGGAAGAGGAUCCUGAGUACUCAGAUUUUGUCAUGGAUCCACAGAGAUACUUCUUAUCAUCACUGCCAAGUUUAUUCCAGGCAUCAAGGUUCAUGGCUGUGAUCAACAUUGGUUCUGCACACUCGCCUGACGAGGAAUAUAUAGGACAAACAAAGGAUUUGUCCUCUUGGUCGGGAGAGCCUGAGAUCAUUGAUGCAUUCAAUCAAUUUUCAAUGGAGAUGAAAAGUAUUGAGAUGGAGAUCAAGAGAAGAAAUGCCGAUCCAAAACUUAGAAACAGAUGUGGCGUUAACGUUUUACCAUAUGAACUGCUUAUACCAAGUUCUGAACGUGGGGCAACAGGACGAGGAGUGCCAAAUAGUGUUACAGCCUAGUCCAAUAUGUGUACAAACCAGCAACUGAAUCAAUGUUCUAUUAUUCUUCACCUUAGCUGGACUAAAAUGGAUUUAAUAUUUGAUCUCCUAAAAACAAAAAAGAAAAUAAAAUGCAAAAGGGAAUAAUGCAGGUUUGAAAUCAUCUGUAAGUAUCGUGUACUGAGUAGCAUUAAGAAUCCUUCUUGGUCAAAAAGAAUGUUGUGUAUGUUUUAUUACAGUUUACUCUAGUCUGGUGCAUGUUUUAACUUGUACACGUUUAUGCACUGAUCCAGAGUAUAAUGUAAAAAAAAAAAAGUUCAAAAUGUGUGAACUAAAAACUAUGCCUCCUAUAAA